AUGCGCGCUCUUCGCAUGUCAAAAUGCGUGUCCAAGUUGCGUAAAGCCUCCCUAGCAGUCAAGUGCUCGCUCUAUCGCCUCGAAUCCAGUCUUAAAUCCGCAAGCUGCUGCACCACUUCUCCCGCUCCAUGGGAAUACGACUUUGACCAAGCCCCGCGCCCUCGUAUUGGCCCUACCCCACCUCUUUCGCCUUCGCCAGCUCCCCCGUGCAAGAUCCCCUCGGACGCUCUGCACAAAGUCUGCUAUCAGCACAACUGUGCAUUCGAGCGCUCAGUGGAUACGUUCCUGGACACCUCGAGUACCUGCAGUGUCAGCGUGGCCGAUGGCUUGACUAGCGUUAGCGGUGGCAUUGACAGUGGCGUUGGUGGGACUGCUGGAAAGGUUGCGAAGACCCCAAGCUAA
Molecule: messenger RNA, 402 nt
Organism: Ascochyta rabiei
Lineage: Eukaryota; Fungi; Ascomycota; Dothideomycetes; Pleosporales; Didymellaceae
Exons: 3
Coding region: 1-402 (133 amino acids)
Source: RefSeq, a predicted model, not a curated record